GUGCCCCGGAACAGCCCUCUGAGGGGCUCACACGUGCCCUGAUCUCAUGGACAAGAAGCAGGCAGUCUGGUAAAGGUCAGAGAGCAGAGGGACCAGCCAGUGCCAAGGCCCUGAGGUGAGAAACUGCAGUGUGUGCCAGGGCCCCAGAGAAAGCUUUCCGGGAUCUGUUAGGGGCAGGGGGACCUGGGUGGAAGGUGGGCAUGGGCCUGACCACGGAGAUCUUUGCAGGCCAUGCAAGGAGUUUGAAUUUAUUCAGGACACAGCGGGAGGCCUUUGCAGGGUUCCAGACCGAGGGAACGCUGCUUCCUUCUCCCCGAGCCCGCGAGUGCUGAGCCGGGCGUGCACAGUUCACCCAGAGCAGGGACUGACUCAGUGCUGCUGGCAGCGGGAGCAGGGGGAUGACAGUCUGUCCGCAAUUACCUUUGACUCUGACUUUGAGACGAAGGCAAAAAAGAAAAGUUUCCGCAAACCUCCACCUCCAUCACCAAAGUCACCUUAUCACUCUAAGCCAAGAAAAGUGGCAUCCUGGCGGUCUCUGAGGACAGCAACGAGCAUGCCUCUUGGUAACAGAAUGUCGUUGACCCCACAGACGCUGUGGCUGGGAAGCUCAAAGCAAGGAGGUCUGACCCCACCCCUGAAAUCAGAGCUCAGCUUGGAGCACGCAUGGACCAGCCCUCCCCGCAGCACUCCCGACUAUCUGACAGAAGCUUUGAGAAGGAGGAGGUCAGACCUCAGGCGUUCUGCCAGCAAUGGUCACGUUCCUGGGACCCUUGUCUACCGAGAGAAGGAAGACAUGUAUGAUGAGAUCAUUGAGCUGAAGAAGUCGUUACACAUGCAGAAGAGUGACGUGGACCUGAUGAGGACGAAGCUUCGGCGCCUGGAAGAGGAGAACAGCCGAAAGGACCGGCAGAUAGAGCAGCUUUUGGAUCCGUCCCGAGGCACGGAUUUUGUUCGGACUCUGGCAGAGAAAAGGCCUGAUACCGGCUGGGUCGUUAAUGGGCUAAAGCAGAGGAUUCUCAAGCUGGAGCAGCAGUGCAAGGAGAAGGACAACGCUAUCAACAAACUGCAGACUGAUAUAAAGACCACUAACUUGGAAGAGAUGAGGAUUGCCAUGGAGACGUAUUACGAGGAGAUUCACCGUCUCCAGACUCUGUUGGCAACUUCUGAACCUACGGGAAGAAAGCCUCCAGUGGAGAAGAAAAUCAGCCUGAAAAGGCAGAAGAAGAUGAGCAGCGCCCUCCUGAGCUUGUCCCGGAGCGUCCAGGAGCUCACGGAGGAGAACCAGAGCCUGAAGGAGGACCUGGACCGCGUGCUGAGCAGCUCCCCCACCGUCUCCAAGACAAAGGGUAUCUGCCCGAGAGCCACCCAAGGAGGGAGACACGAGGAGAGAGGUUACAUGGAGUGGAGUAAGCCCCGGCUGCUUCGACGGAUCUCGGAGCUGGAAAAAAAAAUAAGUUUGAUGGAAAGCCCAAAGUCUCCCGCUUCGGAAGUGGUCCAGGCAGGCUUCCCGGCUGACUCUUCAUCCAGCUCCACCGUGCACAGGCAGCCGCGAUCCGACCGCCAUGAGGAGGGCGAGCGUCUCCGGGGGGCCGUGAAAAGUCUGAAGGGCGAGCGGAACGCCCUGCAAAGCCAGCUGCAGGAGAAAGAGUUGGAAGUGAAGCAGCUGCUGCAGACAAAGGCUGACUUACAGAAGGAGCUGGGAAACAUGAAGGAAGGUGAGAAGGAGAGAAGAGAAAGAGAGGAGGCUUUGAGAGAGGAAAUUCAGACACUUACCAAGAAGUUUCAAGAGCUGGUAGAACUCAAGAAAGAAGAGAAAGACGACGUCCCGGAAGUCACUCCUGAGAGCCAAGAAGAGCCCCAACCUUCCCGUCUAGCCAGCAGCCCCGCUCAGCAGGACGCCGAGCCCCAGGCGAGUGGGGAGGGCUCCCGGGCCCGCUCCCCUGGCUCCGAGGGGAGGAGAGACACCGCUGCCCGGCUCCUGCAGGCCCGCUGGAAGGUGUACAGACACAAGAAAAAAAAGGCUGCUCUGGAUGAGGCGGCUACUGUGCUCCAGGCGGCUUUCAGGGGACACCUAGCGCGGGCGAAGCUGCUGUCGAGCAAAGCGUGUGGUUCAGAAUCUCCCAGCGUGCCGAGCCUCCCCAGCCAGAACUCUCCCUUACCCUGCUCUGCGAGCCCCGUCGUCGAGGCCGAGGGUGACCCAGGGCAAGAGGAGGCCAUUACCGUCAUCCAGUCUGUUUUCCGGGCACACCUGGCACAGGCUAGGCUCAGUGCUGCCAGCCACAGAGCUGCCACUGCCGCUCCCCCCAGGAGGAGGUCUGCCUUGGCCGCACCCCGCGAACCCUCCUCUCCACCCUGCCCUGCAGCUUCUCCCGGUCAGGAAGACAGUGAAGUGAGCAGUGGGGAGACCGUGGAGGGACCAGCUGCUGAGGACGAAGCGCCGAGGCCGUGGGGGCCAGGGGAGCCGGCCGCCCCGCAGCCCUGCUCUGCUGAGUCCUCUCCCACCGGGCUGCAGCCCAUGGCGCCUCCACCCCCAGAUGACGUCCACUCCGACGACUCGGACGAGAUUGUCAUGGCUCCAUCUCUGCCCACGAGGAAGAGCGCCCCGCCACCCUAGGCCCCCGGUCUGCCCUGGUGGUGAUGCUCUGUGGGGGGGUUGGGGCGAAGCGGGUAUACGAACUCAAUGGAAAGUAAUUUAUCUUUUAGGAAAAGAGCAGUGCCUACUCAACACCACA
Molecule: messenger RNA, 2732 nt
Organism: Equus caballus (horse)
Lineage: Eukaryota; Metazoa; Chordata; Mammalia; Perissodactyla; Equidae
Source: RefSeq, a predicted model, not a curated record